Staurois parvus is the source of this 304-nucleotide messenger RNA. The record is from the annotation of a GenBank genome assembly. NCBI's taxonomy places the organism in Eukaryota, Metazoa, Chordata, Amphibia, Anura, Ranidae.
UCUGGGCAUAGGUGUGUGGCACUGCUGGGUGGCACAGGUGAGUGCACUGCUGAACACAGGAGGGUGCACUGCUGGGCACAGGUGGGCACAUUGCUGGGCACAGGGUGCUGGAACUGGUGGGUGGCACUGCUGGGCACCGAUCAUCAGGGCACUGAUCAUCAGUGCCCUGAUGAUUGCGUGAGGAAAGUGCAGCCGAGAGCCGGCAAUUGCAUUUCCCGGUGAUCAGCGUGUCAUUGGACACGGCUGAUCACGUGGUAAAAGGCCGCUGUGAUUGGCCUUUUACCACAUUAUGUGAUCCACUGUG